ACGUCUCAAAUGUCACUCUGUUUUGACACAUUCAACAAAAUGUCAACACCGUGGGGUUAGCAACAAAUCGUGAAAAUUCACCGAAAUGGCAUUCCUAGAGUGGCGCAAGUUCCACUUCUUCGACCUCAAGAAGGACGUCGACGAGGGAAAAAUCGCCGAACUUUUUAAGGAGUCGAAAGUGACGGUGACGUCGAGCGGGAACAACCACAUAGUCCUGGGGGACUCCAACGGACAGGUUUUUUUAUUGUCGCGGUCAUGGCACGUCAGAGUCUUCAGGGCGUACGAAAUGACCAUAGAACUAGCCCAUCAGCUACGAAACUCGCCGCUGUUGGUCACUGUCGGGCAAGACGAGCCCGGGAUCAACCCCCUGAUCAAGGUGUGGGACACCAGCAGGUUUGACAAGAACGGCAUACCCUAUUGCUGCCGCAUCUCGCGGGCCAUCCCCGGAAAUCGCCCUGUACAUGCGUCGUGUUUGUGCGUCCACGAUGGGCUGCAGUUGAUGGCCGUGGGUUUUGUAGACGGCUCUCUAGUUUUAUACAGGGGCGACAUCACCCGAGACCGCAGCUCCAAGCAAAAACUCCUGCGGGACGCCAGCUCGACCGUCACGGGGCUCGCUUUCAAGACCACUUCCACCAACAUUUUCCUCUUUCUGGCGACCGACAGUUCCGUCAUUGUUUACAACAUCACCCACAAGGACAAAGAAGUUAAGUUCCAACUGGACAACAUCGGCUGCGGCAAGAAAUGCAGCGUCUUGGCGGAGUCCAUGGUCGAGAGUCACUUCAUGGUGGGCCGCAAUGACGCUAUCUACUGCUACACAGCCGACGGUCGUGGUCCCUGCUACGCCGUGGACGGCGAAAAGGUCAUGCUAGAGUGGUUCCGCAGCUACCUCGUCAUCAUUUCUAAAACCAGCCGCCCUAGUUUGUCCAUUCCCGAGAACCAACCGACUAUCCAAGGCGACUUAAUCACGGUUCUUGACAUCCAUAAUAAAUUCAUCGUGUUUACAGCAACCGUGAGCUCCAUCAGAGCCGUACUGAGCGAAUGGGGCGCCUUCUAUAUUCUCGACAAAGACAACCGCUUAUACCACUUAGACGAAAAAGACUUACAAUCAAAAUUGUCGCUUCUGUUCAAAAAAAAUCUGUAUGAUGUAGCCAUACGGAUCGCCAAAUCGCAACAGUACGACUCCGACGGGUUAGUAAAUAUAUUUAGACAGUACGGGGAUCAUUUAUGCGACAAGGGGGACUACGUGGGGGCUAUCGAACAAUACAUUAAAACGAUCGGGAAAUUGGAGCCGAGCUACGUAAUUCGAAAAUUCUUGGAUUCGCAACACAUCGAAAAAUUGACGAUGUAUUUGGAAGCGCUACACAAGCAAGGACACGCGACCGAAGACCAUACAACAUUACUGUUGAACUGUUACACCAAACUCAACAACACUGUCGGUCAAUCUAAUAGCUUGAAGGAGUUCAUUUUGAUGAAAGAGGGCGACUUGAACUACGACGUGGACAUAGCGAUCAAAGUAUGUCGACAAGGAAGUCCCGCAGAGGCACUAAUGUUAGCCAAAAAACACGAAAAACACGACUGGUACAUCAAACUCCAAAUAGAAGACCACCAGAAGUACGUGGAAGUGUUGGACUACAUUUCCAACUUGAAUUUUGAAAACGCGGAACUCUUCAUGAAAAAAUACGGAAACAUUUUAAUUCAAAACGCCCCGUAUGAAAGCACCCAAUUUUUGAAACGACUUUGUACCAACUACAAAUCAAACAAUUCCCUAGAUAACUCACUGAUAGGUAGCUUUGACUUAAACCAAAAGUCGGACCCAGAGGACUAUAUUCACCUUUUUUUGAACAACUCGGAGCGUUUGGUUGAGUUUUUGGAAUAUUUGAUUAGCGAGGGCUGCAUUUUGAGCACGCCGGUAUACAACACACUGCUAGAGCACUAUUUGCACGUCUGGGGGAACUUGGAAAACGUCUCAGAACGUAACAAAUACGCCCAAAAGACACUCAAACUCCUACAAAACCCCGACAUUAAAUACGACAAAAGUCAGGCUUUGGUUGUCUGCCAUAUGCACUCGUUUAGCGACGGAAUUCUCUACCUAUACGAAGAACAAAAACUCUAUCAACAAAUUCUGAGACACCACAUCUCCAAAAACGACGCUAGUUCGAUUUUGGCGUGUUGUCGACGUUUCGGCCACCAAGAACCCACCUUGUGGGUGCAGGCGUUGUGGUCUUGCGUCAGAGACACCAAAAACCCGUCGAUCGACUUACUCAACGAAAUCUUGACUGUUAUAGCCAAAGAGAGACUGCUGUCGCCCCAACUAGUCGUAGACGCUUUGGGUACAGGCAGCGCCGACAUCACACUAGGACACAUCAGGUCGUACAUAGUCAACGAGUUGCAACAAGAGCAAAAGAAAAGCAAAGAAAUUUCGGAGUUGACUCAAAACUAUAAGAAAGACACCGAGAAAUUGAAGGAGCAGCUGGAGACUCUCAAGAGUGGGACUAUAGUGAUUCAGGGCUCGAGGUGCGCCGCUUGCCAUCACCCCCUCGAACUGCCCACUAUACACUUUUUGUGUCAACACAGCUACCACCAACACUGUUUCCAGAGCUUCUGCGAGGAGGAAAACGAGUGUCCUGCGUGCCAACCCGAAAAUAAGAAUCUACUAGAGCUUUUGAAAGCGCGAGAGUACAAUAAGGAUCUCCACGAGACGUUUCAUUCCCAAUUGGAGAAAGCGCACGACGGGUUUUCAGUAGCGGCUGAGUAUUUCGGCAGAGGGGUUUUUAAUAAGUAUAAAGUGAUUCGGGACGACGUCCCCGAGAAGGCCAUUCCUGAGAAAAAACUAAUCAUAGAGCCGGAAAUCAGAAAUUACGGGCUAGGGGCGGAGGCUAGGUUAAGACAGUCGGAACGACAAUCGGGACAAGUGCUCAUUCCGAUUCCCGAAGGAAGGAUACGCCUGCAGGAGACUCGCUACAGCUCGUCCCUUGAAGCCAAUAUAAGUUACGUCCCGAAAAAUUACGAAACGCGGAAGCGAGAUUACAGUGUGGAUGUCGCCGGCACGAAUCCGUUUGAGAGCGAGUACGACGAAAGCAAAAACCCUUUCGCCAAGGACGAGGAAGAGGAUUUUGAUGAGAAUAACCCAUUUAGGGAUGAUUGUGAUAAGAAUUCUAAUCCAUUUUAUAAGUAAGGCUAUGUAUUAAGUAACAAUAAAUAUGUAUGCUUAAGCUUA
This is a messenger RNA of Zophobas morio, 3217 nucleotides long. Its product is annotated as vacuolar protein sorting-associated protein 11 homolog. Gene Ontology annotation, biological process: organelle fusion; intracellular protein transport; vesicle-mediated transport. The transcript is spliced from 6 exons. The record is from RefSeq and is a predicted model, not a curated record. The coding region runs from base 86 to 3175 and encodes 1029 amino acids. Gene Ontology annotation, cellular component: endosome; HOPS complex. Lineage: Eukaryota; Metazoa; Arthropoda; Insecta; Coleoptera; Tenebrionidae. Gene Ontology annotation, molecular function: protein-macromolecule adaptor activity; protein binding.